Messenger RNA from Sabethes cyaneus, 1606 nucleotides. It is a transcript of the gene mus81, whose product is annotated as crossover junction endonuclease MUS81. Gene Ontology annotation, cellular component: Holliday junction resolvase complex; nucleus. Gene Ontology annotation, molecular function: crossover junction DNA endonuclease activity; 3'-flap endonuclease activity; DNA binding. The transcript has 4 exons. The record is from RefSeq and is a predicted model, not a curated record. Bases 1 to 1374 code for a protein of 457 amino acids. NCBI's taxonomy places the organism in Eukaryota, Metazoa, Arthropoda, Insecta, Diptera, Culicidae. Gene Ontology annotation, biological process: DNA catabolic process; resolution of meiotic recombination intermediates; mitotic intra-S DNA damage checkpoint signaling.
AUGCCUAAGCAAAUUUGUAAAAUCCGUAUAAAUCGCCAGUUAGAGGUUCCUUCGGACACAGCCGUUAUCAAUAAUGAAAUUCGUCAAAUCGGCAUCAGGUGCCGGUGUCCCAAUCCGUUGUUCGAAACGUGGCUCCAAGAGAUGUUGUCGAAAGCAGAGGAGCGGAACUCGAUGAGCCGCAUACCUUUGCAGAAAGCACUAACAUCGCUCCGCCGAUAUCCACUUCCGAUUGCCUCUGCCCGGGAUUGCUUUAUGCUACUAGACUUUGGCAAGACUAUAUGUGAAUUACUUGAGAAAAGGUUAAAAGUUUACCGGCAGAACAACCAUAACGAAGAAUCAUUUGUUUCAAAACUUGAUCGGGAGGCGGAACAAAUUUUGAAUGACGAAAGUCAACCUUAUUAUCACAAACUAAUUGGUCAAGAACUAACGUUUGCUAGUGAACGUGAAGAGCCAGUACAAAAGGAUGAAUUUGAAAUGCCAAAUGAUUCCAUCUUCGAUAGUUUAGAUGUUUGUGAAAGCGAAAAUGUGAUAAUAUCUAAUCCUGAAGUAGUUUUGCUGGUGGAUACUCAAGAAAUGAUUGGAAAAUCGAAGAGCUAUCUAGAUCGAACGCUAAAGGAGCUGGAACAGUACCAUGUGCAACAUGAAGUUAGACGAUUAAGCGUGGGUGACUUUUUGUGGAUUAUGCGUGAUAAUAAUGGCCGAGAGUUCAUUCUUCCAUAUAUUGUGGAAAGGAAGAGAAUCGAUGAUCUGGCUAGCAGUCUGAAAGACGGUCGCUUUCACGAGCAGAAAUUUCGGUUGAAGCAGUGCAGAUUGGCCAAUGUUAUCUAUUUAGUAGAGCAUUUAGGUAACAAUCGUCAGGUUGGAGUUCCAGCUAGUACCCUCUCGCAGGCUGCUCUAAACACAUUGGUGCAGGGGUUUAUUGUAAAAUAUACAGAGAAUCAUCACCACACAAUACAGUAUUUGUCGAUUAUGACGAAGCUUCUUGAAAAAAAUAUUAAGGAUAAGACUUUCUGGAACAUCUCUAAAUUACCCGAUGACUCGGCAGCCACUUUCGACCUUAAGCAGAAACGUGUCCCAUUACUUUCAUUCGAAACCUUCAACAUGCAAUCGUCUAAAACUCGUGACUGCACAGUUCGAGAAAUAUUUAUGAAACAAUUACUGCAGAUUAAGUUGCUUACGAUUGAGAAAGUAAAUGCCAUUGUCGAUCGCUAUCCUACGGCCAAAAAGCUUUAUCUAGCCUACGAAAAAUGUACCAGCGAACAAGAGAAAGAACGACUGCUGAACCUGCCAUAUGGACCCACAAAGCGAACCAUCGGACUGAAGCUGAGUACAAUAAUUUAUCAGUUGUUUAUAAGUGAUAUUUAUCAACGAUAAGAACCCUCAUCACAACUUGAAGUACAACACGGCAAAGAUUACGCAAAUCGGGAACUAUAAUCAAGGACUCAUAAAUGAUAACACGGUUUUCCACUUAUGCCAUUUUCUGUGAUCUGCUUUAUCUUAUAUGGGUAUGUGUAUACAUUAGGCAAACGAAUCGUGAACGUGAUACCUGGUGGUAUACACACUUUUGGUGUCCAUCAAGUAGAGUAAAAAAAUAAAAUGCAUUCUC